Molecule: messenger RNA, 4059 nt
Organism: Hydra vulgaris (swiftwater hydra)
Lineage: Eukaryota; Metazoa; Cnidaria; Hydrozoa; Anthoathecata; Hydridae
Product: centrosomal protein of 131 kDa
Biological process (GO): intraciliary transport involved in cilium assembly; regulation of centrosome duplication; cilium assembly
Cellular component (GO): centriolar satellite
Source: RefSeq, a predicted model, not a curated record
AUGUUAAGAUAUCUUUAUGGACCCUUAUGGAAGCGUUUAUUGCUGUGAUUUGUGACUUACAAUAAAUUGAUAAUAACAACAAUUAAAUAAAGAUUAAAAAGAUUUUUAAUUAUGGGCUGUACUAUAUGGUCCCCGUCUACCUGGAAACGAUGAUAAAGUUUAUGAGCCUGGAACUAGUGAUUUCAUCCUUAUUUGGAUUGCAUGGUUAUUUUGCUAUAAAUAUAGAAUAGUACAUAUGUCAUCAUCAUUAAAAAGAACAAACUCUGCAAGCUCUUUGCAGAAAUUAAAUUCGGGGAGAAAGAAUGGAAAUUUAUCUGCUAGGUCAACUAAAAGUCAGGAAAGUGAUGUUUCAGAUGUUUUACAAGUAGCAGGGAUUUCAAAUGUAAAGUCAAAGCCAGCUCAGUCAAAAGUAAAACCUGCCCUUAUUCCUAACAAAACAACACAAGUAUUGACACCUCAUAUUGUUGAUUCAUUUAGUUCCAGAGAAGAUGGGAAAGCAAUAAAGAAACCUGCAUGGGCCUUAAAACCACCCAUAGAUGAUGAAACGCCCAGAUGUGAAAUAUCCAAUACAACAUGGUCUCGCCCAUCACUUGAUGAUUUUCUUGAUUUUCAAACUCAUGAUGUACCAGUCUCUGUAAGUUCAGUCAACACUCUUUCUGUUAAGAAUAGUAACUUCCAGAAUACCAUUUUAAAUGCUUCCAAGAAAAAGGAAAUGUUUGAACAUAAUGUAGUUACUUGCAAAAAUGUUGAUAUUGAGUCAAAUAAGGAAUCUUCUUCAAAAACUUGUAAAAAUAAUGAAAAUGGAAAAAACUUUUCUAUUGAGCUAGUUGAGGCUAAUCGUCAGGUAGAGUCAGUUAAACUAGAUUCCUCACAAGAUGAUUUUGAAAUAACUAAAAAUUUUUCUGACAGCGAUGACAGUUUUCCGAGUUGGAAUACUAAGUUGCCUUCAAAAAAGCAUAAAAUACCUUCAGCAUCUGAACCUAAUAACAAGUCUCAUAACAAAGUUUCAAAUUUUAUAAACACGAAUAAACUUUCAAAAAAAAAUGACAUAAAAGUACAAGCAAAAGAAAAAACAAAAAUAUUGCAGAAUAAUAAAACACCAAGUAGUAAAAAUAAAGAUAGGUUAUUGCAUUAUGGGGUACAACCCUCAACUAAUAAAGACAGACAUUUGCAUGAUGAAAUUGAAAUCUCUACUAAUAAAAAUAAAUUGUCUAAUAAAGAACAAUUUUUAUAUAAUAAAAACCAAUGUUCAUCUUUUAAUGAAAAUUCAGGUAACAAAGAUGAAACCGUGCUGCAUGAAGUAUCAAAAGUUAACUCUCUAAUUGCUGAUAGAAGUAACAAAAUACCAAACCAACCACAUUUAAUAGAAGAAAUAAGUGAAAUCAAAUAUGUAUCACCAUCUAUUAGAAUCCAAGAGCAAGCUGCCAAGAAAAUUCAGUCAUGGUGGAAACAAGUUUCUCUCGAUAGAGAUAGAGGUGCCGAUAAAAUACAGAAGAUGAUGGGAAGCAAGAAAUUUCAAAUAGAAACAAGAAUGAACUUCGAGAAACAAGAUGACAGUAAAAAAGUUCAUUAUGAUCAAGUAAGACGACGUGAAGAAAAAGCUCGAUUAGCCAGACAAAAAGUUAUAGAUGAAAUGCAUGCAAAAAGGUUGACAAAAGGAAGUAAUAUGAAACCUCAACCCAACGACAAUUCUUUUUUGACACUCAACAAGAACAAUUCUUUUUUGACACCUUCAAAGAACAAUAAAAAUAUUAAACUGUCAUGUGAUAAUGGAAGUACAUUAUACAUUGCAAAAACCAAUAUUUCCCCAGUUCCUAGAUCUGAAACAUUGCAUUCUUUAUCCGGACCUGAUACAUCAUCAUCUGUUACUAGGUUGACAGAUACUAAUUUGGAGUCAUCUAAUAGAGGGACAAAAAGCCAUCAAUUUAAUCAACCAAACAAUCAAAAACAAAAUUUUAUGAAUCAUCUGACAGUUGAAGAUGAGAAGAAUCUGAUAGUUGAAACAAUUGAAGAAGAGAAGUUUAAAGAACAUUCAAACAGUAAUACUUUUAUGGAAAUAAUGAACACUUUAAAGGAACUUGAAGAUGAACCAAUUAUCAAAGAACAAACAUUUGAUGCUGAUGAAAAUUUGACAUUUAGAAAAGCUGAUCCAGGUUCAUUACUAUCUGCUGAUAAAUUGCAAAGCAUCAUGGAUUUUCUUGACAACGUUGUCAAAGUAGAAGAUGAAGUUAGAACUGAGGUCUUAUCAGUUGCAAAUAGUCAUUUCCGCUCACCAAGGAAUUCUGAUUUUUUUGAAUCUGAUGAGAAACCCAAUAAAAGAAAUGAAAUAGAUUCUGUUUCUUUUGUUGCUUCUGAAAUAAGUGAUGCAAUAUCUGCUCAAAAAAAUGAGAUUAAAGAAAAACAAAAAACUGUUGAAAUGAUGAAAAAAGCAAUUAAUCAACAGAAAGAGUUUUCUUCUGUCCAAAUAAUAGAAAUGGAAAAGGAACACAAGCAACAGCUGUCCUUACAAAGGAGUGAGUAUGAAGCUACUAUUCAACGCCAUCUGUCGUUUAUUGAUCAGUUGAUAGAUGAUAAGAAAGUUCUUACCCAAAGAUGUGAAGAUCUUGUUUCUAAAUUGAAGGAAAUGGAUCAAAAGUUUUCUACCAAAAUUAAACAAAUGACUGAAAGUCAUGCUCUAGAUUUAAAGAAACAAAAAGAUAUAAAUGAAGCUGCUGAGAAAAUUCGUAGAGAGAAAUGGAUCAAAGAAAAAACACAAGAAAUUAAAGAGCUAACUGUUAAAGGUUUGGAACCAGAAAUUCAACGACUAAUCACAAAGCACAAAGCUGAAAUAAAAGCAAUUAAAAAUGCUAACCAGACAGAAGUUAUGAAUGCUGAUGAACGAGUGGCUCAAAAAUAUAUGCAGCAGCUGGAUGAUUUAAGGGCACAAUAUGAAAUAGAUAAGGAGACUGCAGUUCGAAAAGAAAGGGAAAGCUGCAGAGAGCGACUUGAACAACAAAUUCAAGAGGAAGAAAACUCAUUUCAACAACAACGUCGACGCUUGUAUUCUGAAAUAGAAGAAGAAAAGCAGCGAGUUAGUGACCUGCUUCAAACAGCAAAAAAAGAAUUUGAUGAGAGAAGAACUGAAUAUGAAAACACAUCCAAGCAAAUAUUGGCAUCUUUACAAGAGGAUUUAAAAAAGCAACUUCAUGAAAUGCAAGAAAACUGCCAAAAUGAGAUGCGCAAUUAUAAAGAGCAAUUAGAAAUUGAAAAACAACAAUGGGUUGAAAAUUUUAUGAAAAAGCAAGAGACCCACCUUCUAUCAAAAGAACGAGAAUUAAAAGAUAAAGUAAAGGUGGCAAGAGAUCAAGAAAUUGAGAUGGUCAUUGAUAAGUUAGAAAGAGAAACUGCACAAAGCAGAGAAGAUGCUGAACGUGCUGCUGAAAACAGAAUCAAACGAAUUCGUGAUAAAUACGUAAAUGAGAUAAAAGAUUAUGAGCAAUCAGAGCGAGCACUUCAGGAUAAAUGUAAUAGUUUGAAAGAACAAAUUGAAAAACUUGAAAAUGAUCUCAUUCAGUUGAAAAGCAGUUUGAAGCACAAAGAUCAAGAAGUAAUUGAUGUCAAAAAAAUUACUGAUCGGUUACAAGAAGAAAGAGGAAAAGUAAGUGACAUCAUCCGACAGGAAUAUGCAGACAGAUUGGUGGCUACUGAAGAAGAAUCUAACCGCUUGAGAAAAGAACUAAGUGAAGAGAAAGCUCGUCGUCGUUUUGAAGUAGAAAGAAUAACAAAAGAAAAAGAAAAAGAAAUGGAUGAACUACAUGAUCGUGUAAAAAAGGCUAUAUCGAAGAAAGAAGAAACUGCGAAUUUGCUUAUUCAGCAAAAAAUAGCUGCAGAAAAACGAGCUGAACAUCUCGAACAAUUACUUACAGAGCAGCGCAAAAAAAUUCUUGCCAAGUGAAUAACUUUUUAAAAGUGAAAGUUUUGAUCGGAAAAGAAUUUUAAAAACAUUGAAAGAUGUUCAAUGCAUCAACAAAACGUCGUUUUGUCGUUGACAAAUGUCAAUCAACGCCAAAUGUAUUUUAU